CGUUUAACUUGAAAUAUCUGUUAAGUGCAUAUAAAAAGCGCCUAACCGGACAUAUAUUUUGAUUCAAUUUAAGUAAGUGAAUCGACAUUGAAACUAUCGGUAAUUAGCAAGUAACAACAUCACAACUGCAGUUUAUACAUAGACGCACGCAAUCCUCACGUAAGCAGAAAAUACAAAAACUGAAUUGAACGAUACGGUAGAGGGGAUGGUGAGACGUCAGAUUAUCAAGAAAUAUGGAGGAGAAACGAUAUCAGAAUCAGUCGUUUGUGGCCCUCCAGUCAGUCGCGGAGCUCGACGAUUAUAUAGGUGUGCUGCUUUGCCUUUUUUCAUCUACCAUCAUUUUGCGCGUCUUCCAUCUUGACAUGCUUGUGCGGUUUAGUACAGCGUCAUGAUAUUAUCACUCGGUAAUGACGAUCGAACAACAUCGGCGUCACCAUCCUCAAAGUGACGAGUCGAGUGAAGGCGAGGCGAUUUGUCUCAGUGAUAAUAUUACAGCAUAUUCAAUGACUAACAAUAACACGAUAGAGGAGACAGCUGUGAUCCACUGUCAACCGGCUAAUCAAGGAAUCGUCGAAGUUGAUAGUGACGAUUACGAAGAUAGUUCCUCCAGUGAUAAUCAUGACGAUGAGAACAAACAGAAUUGGGUAGCCGAGAGAUCGCAAUAUAAUAUCGAAAAUAAAGUUUCUAACUCUAAAAAAACCACAAUUACGAACAAUCAUAAGACUGUGAUCCAAGCUCCCUCAGUAAUUAUAAAUAAGAAAUUUUACACCACAUCACCGUUGGCACCUUUAGGCAAUCUUGAUAGAAUUGACACGGCUCCAUCGACAGAAAAGAAUACUAUCGAUAACAAUCCUGAUACUAAUGUUGAACCAAAAUUGUCCGUCCCGCCCUUGCAACCAUUGUGUACCCAAGAUAAAGAUACAAAAUGGUAUACUAAACAGCGUCAUAUAAUAAUUUGUUGGGCAGUACUGGCAGGAUUAACAUUUAUCGGCAUUAUUGUUUACUUCUUCAUUCCAGGAUCUUGUGCUGUAUGCAUAGUAUCAAGAGAAAACUGGGGCGCACAAUCAGCAAAAGAAAAGGCUAAACCUUUAGCAGUUUUACCAGCAAAAUAUGUCAUAAUCAUCCAUACUAGAACAGUGAAUUGUUUCACGAAAGCUCACUGCUCCAAUAUCGUUCGAGAAAUUCAAAAAUAUAAUAUGGAGUUGAAUAAGACCGACAUUGUUUACAACUGGCUAGUUGGUGGAGACGGUUGUGUCUACCAAUGUCGUGGCUGGGAUGUUGAAGGUGAUCAUACGAAAAAUUAUGACAACAAAAGUAUAGGCGUUGGCUUCUUUGGCACCUUUAAACAGGAGGAGCCAUCAAAAGAUCAAAUUGAAAUGGGUAAAAAACUCAUCAAACAAGGCGUCGAACAGAACAACAUUAGCAAGGAUUACAUCUUAGUUGGACAAAAACAAUGUCUCCAGACACCAUCGGAAAGUCCUGGCGAAAAACUGUAUGAAAUUAUCAAAAAGUGGGACAAUUGGUCGCCAGCUUGCAUUCCAUUGUAAUAUAGACUUUACAUCGAAUUUUUCAUUAUGUCUAUUACGUCUAACAAAUGUUAUCUUGCAUUACGUAAGAUAAUAUUUUACAAUAGAUUAUUAAGUUCAAUCAAAACUUUUACGUUCUUUAAUAUUGUUUUUCCGUGCAAUUUAAAUUAUAAAAAUUAUUACAUUAGUUCCUAUGUUACAAAGUUCCUAUGUACAUACAUGUUUCUGAUGAAAUUAAUACGAAUUGUGGAAAACCAAAAGUGAGGGAUGAGUACUACUUUACAUUUAAAAAUUUGAAAUUACAUUUGGCACAAAAAAUAUUUUAAACUUAAUAAUUUCAUAUUAUCCAAUUUGAUUUUUAUUUAUAAUUAUCUGUCCAUCUCUUGUGUAUGAGUAUUAAUUGUUAUUAUUAUUUUUAUGUAAUAUUUAUUUUCAAAUAUACUAUAUAAAUAAGCGUUAAGAUAGAUUUUUACUCCUGAUUUUAAUAUUUUGAUAUUUUUAUUUGUGGAUUAUUAAACUUUGUAUUUUUUUAUAAAAAAUCAAGAACGUUGUGAUCCACCUUAAGUUUUUAAUCAUUAAAAGAAUUCUUUUAAUUAGUACAUUGAGCUGUUUUUGAAUUUAGUAAGUUUCAUACUCGAUGGCUUGUUUGUAGCUCAAUUGUGCAGUAGAUAAAAAAAAUAUUGUAAAGUUUGAUAGCUGUAAUAAAGGUUUUGCUGAUGCAUAAGAGAAAACUUGGACCAUUUGCUAUUCAAAACGGUUCACGUUUUUUAAAUAUAGGAUAAUGACGAUUAAUAAAUCUCAUUAUUUUCGUUUGAUUGAAUAGGCUAUUCAAGAUUUGAAUAUCAGAAUCUGAUAUCCAGAGCUUUAAAUCUUAUAACUAAAAAAUAGCGAAUACAAAUUGAAAAUUUCAGUAGAAAUCUACUUUAAUAAAUACUAUGCAUGACGAAUGAAUUUUAUAUAUACAAUAUGACAAAGGAGAUAUUGCAAAAUGAUUUGAACAACGAUAACUUUGACUGACAAAGUAUUGCAAAACAGAUGCACUUUAUCAUAUCUGUAAAUGAAAGUUAUUUUAGAAAAGCUUAAAGCUCAAGCUAUAUAAGUAAAAGCGAACUUAAAAGUAAUAUUCCCAUGUGCGAAAAAACUUAUAGUAUCACGCAUUUUACAGUAAAUGCUAUUACAAGACUGAAAGAAGAUUUGUGAAUGUUUGACUGAAUUUUUAAGACGGGUAAUUACAUAGAAUUUGUUAUUGAUAAGAUAACAUUGUGAGCAACCAUUUUAAACUACAUUUCUUUCUAAGAAAGAUAUGUAUAUCGCUUAAAAAAAUUCUUAUGACAAA
Messenger RNA from Phymastichus coffea, 2862 nucleotides. RefSeq names its product peptidoglycan-recognition protein LE-like. Bases 408 to 1547 code for a protein of 379 amino acids. Gene Ontology annotation, biological process: peptidoglycan catabolic process. The transcript has 3 exons. Lineage: Eukaryota; Metazoa; Arthropoda; Insecta; Hymenoptera; Eulophidae. Gene Ontology annotation, molecular function: zinc ion binding; N-acetylmuramoyl-L-alanine amidase activity. The record is from RefSeq and is a predicted model, not a curated record.